This is a messenger RNA of Hirsutella rhossiliensis, 3531 nucleotides long. Its product is annotated as ion transport protein. The record is from RefSeq and is a predicted model, not a curated record. Gene Ontology annotation, biological process: monoatomic ion transport; transmembrane transport. The transcript is spliced from 5 exons. Gene Ontology annotation, molecular function: monoatomic ion channel activity. Gene Ontology annotation, cellular component: membrane. Bases 1 to 3531 code for a protein of 1176 amino acids. NCBI's taxonomy places the organism in Eukaryota, Fungi, Ascomycota, Sordariomycetes, Hypocreales, Ophiocordycipitaceae.
AUGUUCUCCUCGCUGCUGCGCCGCCAGAAGAAUGGCCACCGCCGCGUCGACAUUCGCGACGGGAGCCCAUCGCCCUCCUCUCUCCCGCCUCGCCGCCACUUCACCGGCCGCACGCAUGCCACCGCCGACUUCACCGAGGCCGACGAUGACGAAGAUGACGACGACGGCGACGACCACUCCGACCCCGGCCGGGAGCGUGCCAAUCCGCGGGGUCGCGACCCUCGCCAACCACAAUCCGGCGGAGCUGCCGAUGACGCCGACGAGGAUGGCGCCAUCAAGCCUCUGCCUGUCCUCCCACUCUUUUCUGCCACCCAUCUCGACGCGCUGUCCAUAUACAACAUCACCCAUGCCAUCCGCAUUAUCGUAUGCACGCGCACCGAGACGACCCUCACGUGGGAACAAUUGCGCUCGCCCCAGAUUUCCCAGUUCUUGGUCAAGCCCAUGCAGCAGCAGAUUCGAACCCAACACUUUUCCCGCGCCACCCUGUACGCCCUCAUGGCCAAUUGCCUGCAGUUUUCAAAGGAGGGGCAGCGAUAUGCCGCCAACGCGGGCACGAGUAACACCAGAGCAAAGGUCUGCGAGCUUCUCGCCCUCAAGCUGCUCAAGGAGUAUACCACUCGAGAGUUGAUUGACGCCCUGGCAUAUGACUUUUAUCCCCUCCAAGGUCUUCCCGGAGCCCAGGGUCCCCUCCCACUGAACAGAAACUCAUCCAAGGCCAAGCAGACCCUGUCGGCCUCGAGGACGUCUACAUUGGAGGUUGCCAUUCGUGCGUCGGCCAAGCAUUUUCUUGCACAUCCCGUCGUGGUGCAACAGCUCGAGGCUAUAUGGAAUGGCGCCAUCACCUUCUACUCGGCGGCAGACCGCUUACACCGUGAAGCCCCUCCCAGCCCGUUCCGGAGUAUGAAUGGAGGCGCUGCUGAGCCGGAUGCAAGAACCCCAUUGCUCGGAUCUCUGCCGCCCAAGCAAGGCCACUCCUCUUUGCCGCCGGGAAGAAGGACCGUGAUGCUCUAUGAUCCCCGGCAGGCGUCCAUGCUCAAGCUCUCCCGCCUCCGUGUCCCUCGGUACCGGUCUUUCCUGUCUACCCUCUCCCUUGCCGUCUUGAUCGGUCUCUUCCUGGCCGUCCUGACCCAGCGGUCUGUGCAGAUCACGGGCUUGGAGCUUGUGUUCUGGUUCUGGAGUGCCGGGUUCAUGCUGGAUGAACUGGUUGGUUUCAAUGAGCAGGGAUUUGCUCUCUACAUAAUGAGCUUCUGGAACAUAUUCGACCUGGGCAUCCUCGUCCUGCUCAUCGCGUAUUACUGCAUGCGCGCCUAUGGUGUCUUUCUGGUCGAUCCCCAUCACUGGAAUGCCAUGGCGUACGAUGUGCUGGCUGCCAACGCCAUCCUGCUCCUGCCGCGCAUCUUCAGCGUUCUCGACCAUUACCAGUACUUCUCCCAGCUGCUAAUCGCCCUCCGUCUCAUGGCGGUAGACCUGGCGGCUGUGUUUGUCUUGGUCCUCAUCAUGUGCAGCGGCUUCUACGUCUUUUUCACGUUGUCGCAGAGUGCCAAUGGCGGUGGCGAUGUUGCCUACAAGAUCUUUCAGAUUCUCAUGGGCUUCAGCCCUGCAGCCUGGGAUGUCUGGCCCACGUACAACUGGCUCGCGAGGAUAUUGAUGAUGAUGUUUCUCAUCAUUUGCCACUUCUUGAUCGUGACGAUUCUCAUCACCGUCUUGACCAACUCCUUCAUGACCAUUGCAUCAAACGCUACGGAGGAGCACCAGUUCCUCUUCGCCAUCAACACCAUUUCAAUGGUCAAGAACGAUGCGCUGUUCUCCUACGUUGCCCCCAGCAAUAUCUUUGCGUGGCUAUUGAUGCCCCUGCGGUACUGCAUGCCGCUGAGGCACUUUGUCUGGCUGAACCGGACGAUAAUCAAAAUCACCCACUUUCCGGUCCUGUUCUGUAUCUACCUCUACGAGAGAUUCUGGCUCGCGCCAUCCAUAUACGAGCCGACAGACUUGGUCGAAAACCAUGGCAGGAGCCGUCCUAGGACGAUAUCGUUCCGCGAUCCGAUAGAGCGCUCCGCCAUGUUUAGCCCCAACGUGCGGGUCCGCGAGGAAUCCGUGGCUGGCUUUCACAAGGACCGAGCGCUGGAAGAAGUCUUCCGGCGCGUUCCCGAAGCCAGCACCUUGCGCACCCAGAGGAGGUACGAGAGGCGCAAGACGCAGACAGCCAUUCGCAAUUGGAUGGAUCAAAACGACGAGGCAGGCGUGCCCUUGUCCAACUGGCCUACCCUCGACAGCCGGGCGGUUCCAGACUGGCAUAGACGGCUGAGCAUGGGCUGGGAGCGAUCCUCGCAUCCCAGGCAGGUUUCUGACGUCAGAUCAACGGCGAGCGACCCGGCCGACUUCAUGUCCAACCACGGAGCGUCCGUUGCGCGCGGGCAUGGAUCGCGGCUGGACAUUGUCGUUACCCCCGACUACAAGGAUCAUACGGAUGCAGAUGGUGACGAUGAGCUGGUUACCAACGACGAGGAUGAAGACGACGCGGGGACGAAUGCUGACCGCAGCCAUCAAUUCGCAAAGCACGGGGUCGAGGAUGAGGAUUACUUCACCACUCCCAUUCCGGUGCGCUCGACGAAGCCGACGUCGUCUCACGACUCAUCCGCCAGUCUAGUAAUUCCUGCCCCCCCUCGUGUGAGUAUCCAGAAGCGCGGCGGGCACAGCCGUUCUGUGUCGACCAACACCAUCCUCUACAAGCCCGAGGAGCUGCCGCAGAUGCACGUGUCUUCGUCCUCAAAAUCACCCCCCAAGCCGAUCCCCGGUCGAAAGUCCGGGCCGAGUGGACGCAACACGGGCGCCAACACGCCCGUCCAGGCUGUGCGACGAAGCUCUCCUCGACGGCCGGUGCAUGUGUCAAUCUCUCACCCUCGGCCUGUACUGACGCCCCGCGGUCUAACAGAGACGGGAGGCGUCAGCCGAACGGCCAUGCUCAGCCUUGACCCGCAGGACCGCCUGCGUGAGGCCAGGAGACUCUCGUCUGUGGACCUGAGCGUGCUCUCGGACAACUUUGGCGGUGACGACCCCGCCGGGGGGAUGGCCGGGAGCUUCCAGACGCAGAUGGCAAUGGCCAUGAUGAAGGACAACCGCCUCCGGGUCGCCGGCGGAGUCGACGUGGCCGACAGGGACAGGAUGGGGAGGCUGGUGCUGGCUCGCAUGAAGACAUUGGAGGAAAGCUUUGCAGACGUAAUCAAGGAGAUGCGCGACCUCAAGAGCAUCUCGACUGCGCCGCAAUCAAGGAGAAACUCGUCGGGAGAGGAGCUGAGAGUGGCGGCAGGCAUGAGUGGAUACGAGCGGUCGAAGGGAGCUUCCAGGGGCGAUGCGACGCCGAAGAAGGGGUACGGCAAAAGGCCUGUGAGUCGGCGGAGUAUGAAGGAAGGCAAGGUGGGCAUGACAUCGCGGCUGGACGCCAAGGGCAAGGGCAAGGAGGUGCGGUACUCGACGACCGACGACGAGGCCGAGGCCGAGGCUGACCUUGGCUUGAGGGGGAGUUCGAUGUGA